AUAAGCCGGCACGUCCGCACCACCCUCCAAAUCCCACGCGCACCGCAUCCUCCGCCCGCCCUUCCCCCGAGAUGCCGCCAUCACCACUCUAAACCUCGCCGCCCCAUUUCGGCUGCCACCACCACCCCACCUCCACUCGCACGCGCACUCGCCUCCGCCAUGGCCUCCCACCUCCGCCUCCACCUCGCCGCUCCACCGCCUCUCCUCCUCCCCCACCGCCAUUCCCACCUCCGCCGUGUCCACCUCCCGCGGCCGCCCGGCGGCCCCGCCCCGAGCCCAGCCCGGGCGCCGCUCCUCCCUCUCCCCCGCCCCCUCCUACUCUACCGCGCCCGGGCCGUCGGGGGCGGCGCGGAGGGGGAAGGGGAGGCUGCCGGCGGUAAGGGCCCCGGGCUCGUGGGGGAGGAUUCCGCCGCGUUCCGGCUCGGGGACCAGAGCGUCGCGUCGUGGGCCUACUUCGCCACGAUACUCGCCGCGGUGCUCUUGGCGCUCAACGUGCUGUGGAUCGACCCCGGAACCGGGGUCGGGACUAGGUUCCUCGACGCCGUCGCCUCCGUCUCCGACAGCCACGAGGUCGUUAUGUUGCUCCUUACCAUCAUUUUUGCUGUAGUCCAUAGUGGUAUGGCAAGCCUGCGGGAAAGUGGGGAAAAAAUAAUAGGGGAGCGUCCUUUCCGUGUGCUGUUUGCUGGAAUCUCACUGCCUUUAGCAGUUACUACUAUUGUAUACUUCAUAAAUCAUCGCUAUGACGGUAUUCAAUUGUGGCAAGUUCAGGGCAUCGCUGGCAUCCAUGAACUUGUUUGGCUCUCAUCAUUCAUCUCUUUCUUCUUUCUUUAUCCAUCUACUUUCAAUCUAUUGGAAGUGGCAGCUGUAGACAAGCCCAAGUUGCAUAUGUGGGAAACUGGAAUAAUGCGUAUCACCAGACAUCCACAGAUGGUUGGCCAGGUAAUCUGGUGCCUUGCUCACACACUAUGGAUUGGCAACUCGGUUGCUGUCGCAGCCUCCGUUGGACUGGUUGGCCACCACCUGUUUGGUGCUUGGAACGGUGACAGGAGGUUGGCAUCACGCUAUGGUGAAGCGUUUGAAGUCCUGAAGAAGAGAACAAGUGUUGUUCCUUUCGCUGCAAUUGUCGAUGGACGGCAGAAGCUACCCAAAGAUUAUUACAAAGAGUUCUUCCGGUUACCUUACAUUGCAAUCACAGCUUUAACCUUGGGUGCAUACUUUGCUCAUCCCUUGAUGCAGGCAUCCAGCUACCAACUUCCCUGGUAGUAGUAUAUACUGAUGUACAUAUGUUCAUUGCCGAAAAGCAUGUCCACAAAGAAAACAAAGUAAGAAAUGGAAGUUUUGAGUAUACUUUGUUGAACACUACAAUCUUAUACAUACAACUAUUAAUUUGCUCUAUCGUCCAUCAAAUGAGUUGGAGCACACCUUCACCAUGGUGGCUCCCUGUGGUAGGGUGGACAUUUGGUGUCUGUUAUCUGUCAUCGGUUCGUAAUGCCAAAGGUGUUUGUUGUAGGAGGUUCAUUUGUGAUAAGAAGGAUUAAACCCAGGAAAUUCAUGGUUUGCUGAA
Panicum hallii is the source of this 1564-nucleotide messenger RNA. RefSeq names its product 15-cis-zeta-carotene isomerase, chloroplastic. The transcript is spliced from 4 exons. The record is from RefSeq and is a predicted model, not a curated record. Gene Ontology annotation, molecular function: 9,15,9'-tri-cis-zeta-carotene isomerase activity. The coding region runs from base 160 to 1263 and encodes 367 amino acids. NCBI's taxonomy places the organism in Eukaryota, Viridiplantae, Streptophyta, Magnoliopsida, Poales, Poaceae. Gene Ontology annotation, cellular component: chloroplast. Gene Ontology annotation, biological process: carotene biosynthetic process.